This is a messenger RNA of Varanus komodoensis (Komodo dragon), 8124 nucleotides long. It is a transcript of the gene USP3, whose product is annotated as ubiquitin specific peptidase 3. The record is from RefSeq and is a predicted model, not a curated record. Gene Ontology annotation, biological process: protein deubiquitination. Bases 4080 to 5387 code for a protein of 435 amino acids. Gene Ontology annotation, molecular function: zinc ion binding; cysteine-type deubiquitinase activity. The transcript is spliced from 15 exons. Lineage: Eukaryota; Metazoa; Chordata; Lepidosauria; Squamata; Varanidae. Gene Ontology annotation, cellular component: cytoplasm.
AAAAAGCUCCUCAAGGAAGGGUUUUUCCAAAUUGGCCUAUUUUCAUUGGAACUUUAGCCCUAUAUUAGGGUUCAGGCCAAUCCUAGCAGCCAAACCAUGAUGUGCCUCAGUUGAGCUGAUGCUUAUGCACUGGUGAGGCGUCAUGCGUGGUGCCUUGCAGUGCGGUCCUCACAACUUGGGAGGCUAAUGAAAUUCCGCUGCCAAGAGCCAGGCAAAGCUGCAGUCGGUAUGCUACCUUCCUUCCUCAGUCAAGAGUUCAUCAUUUCCAAAUUCUCCUCACAGCUGGUCUGUGUUUACAAGCAAGGAUACCUGCUGUGUUCUCUUCCCUGCAAUUUUAAAUGUCAAGUGUGAUUUUCAGUUUGCUGAAUUAGGAGUGGUAGUUUUCAGAAUAAGAGGCUUUUGGUUCCUGUGCUGUUCCAUGUUAUCUGAGAGCUAGAAAGUAAGCAUCCAAGUAGCUUUUCUAAACAAGGGAUUAUUGCAUCAAGGAAAUGUUUAAUACACAGAUUGUUGCUUCACUGCCUCCUGGGCAUUUGGGUAGCAACAUGUUUUGAGGCUGAUUAGGGAAGGGGUUGUGACUGCAGUCCAAGGUUGUACCUCCUUCCUCUUUUCCCGCAUGUGCAAAACAACUUUCUGUGCUCUUGCUCAGCCAGUUUGAUAACAUCUUGAUUGCAGAAUGGAAAGCCAGUCUUUUACUGGGCAUGUGAAUACUUGGUAGAUGAUAUUUGGGCUUCAGUGUGGUGCGGCUGAGAGCUAAUUCUUCUUUUACAGAAGCAUUCAGAGUAAACUUAUAAACAGCCACACUAUUACACUGGCUCUUCCCAUAUCCCCUGCUUCUGUUAUGUAAAUAUUCCUUCUCUUUUCUGCCUAGUUGGUUCCCUGGAAGUGUGGACAUUACCGUUUCUCUAGGUCAGCAGAUCUUGUUAGUGUCGAUGGUUAGAGAAGAUAGCCUUUUUUUUUUUUUUAGUGUACUGCCUGGGUGUCAGGGCGGCAAGACUAUAUUGCCCAUGUCACAUCAGUUAAUUGAUGUUACAUAUGCUUAAAACUUGGCUGCCAUCAGCUUGUCUUUCUGCUCUACCUCUCCACUUAACAGCUGUGACUUCAUGUAGGUCAGUCGCUCUCUCACGGCCGGGACAUCAGCUCCCAUCAACCCCUAGCCAGUGACUAGGAAUUCUUGGAGCUGUAAUUCAAAAUAUAUGGAGGGUGCCAGGUUGGGUAAGGCUGAUGUACACUAAUUACUUGUGAAGAGUAUUAGUGUGUGUGUGUAUGUGUGUGUUUGGUUGUAUGCUGCCCCAUUAGCCAUAGUGUCUCUGGGCAGCUCACAACAUAGUGAACAAUAUUUCAACAGCAGUUAAAAACACAGUAAUGAAAUAUUGCAUGUUUUCUGAAGGCCAAACAUCAUGUGAAGGUAUACAGGCAAGGGGAAAAGGGAUAAAUGAAGGAGGAGCUUCAGAAGAGGAAGAAAGCUCGUAUGGGGCCAAGCAGAUGCAUUGUGGGAAGGGAGUUGUGAGGCUGGCAAUGAGAUCAGAGCUGCAGGAAGGGCGAAAUUGCUCAUUUGUUUGAACUGGCCGGUUGUAUUUUUAGCUGCAGCUUUAAUUGUCUCCAAGAAGUCAGGCAGAUCUUCAGACAAUGGAGACUUGCAAGGCAGUGACACCAGGUCUUAUUAAAUGCCUGUUAGAAGUGCGUUGUUUAAAGCUGCCUUCAGGAUUACCUGAAGAUUCCUGGCUCAGUUCCUUUGUAGGGACUGUUUCCUGGUUUUAUUUAUCUAUUUGUUUGCUUCAUUUUUCAAAAGGGUUGUUAGCAAAGUCAGGAGAACAUAUAAACAGAAAUACCAUAUACAAUAAAGUAGAACAGUAAAACCAAUGAAACAACCAUAAUAAGACCAAGUUCACAACAACCGUAAUCAAGUUGGCACAUAGGUACGACAGUAGUACGUAAUAAAAUACAAUAUUAAAACUAAAAAUUAGCUGUUAAAAUACCUGGAAAAUAAAAAGGGUUUCAUCUGGUGCCAAAAAGAAGAAAGAGUAGACACCAGACAUCCGUCUUUGGGGAGCUUAUUCCAUAAAUGGGGUGCCACAACUGAAAAGGCCCUUCCUCUGGUUGCCACCCUCCUUAUUCCUUUGGAGGGGGCUCCCUAAGAAGGACCCCAAAAGAUGAUCUUAAGGUCCAGGUAGGUACAUACGGAUGCAAUUUACUCGUACAAAGAAACGCCUUGUCCUGUUUAUCUGCCGUUUUAUUCUACUACAGUUUCCUUUUCCCUCCCAUGUGGAAGCAAAAGACCCAUAGAGAACUCAAAUGCGGUUGGAACAUAAAGCUCUACGUUUUGUAUUUAUUUAAUUGGGUUGGAUUUUUGAGAACUGAGGCCUCUGUGCUUAGCAAGGGUGAACAUGGAAGUCCCUGUUCCGUUCUUCUCGCAUAUAAAUUUAGUAGGUGUGCUUAGGCAAGGUGCUCCAUCUGGGUAAGGCACCUUUGGCCCUCCAGAGGUUGCUGCACUGCAGUGCUCACCUGCCUUAGUCAACAUAGCCUGGUUGAGGGAUGAUGGAGAUGCAGCCCUGCUGUGUCUGGAGAGCCGUAUAUUGCUCUUCUCUACUCAGUAUUGUUGCUUGGGCCCUGCUCUUUGUGAUAUGCAUUGCAGCUGGUAGUGGCCUUCCUUAUAGGUUUUUGUCAGAGUUGCUAGUGUAAUGUGAAGAGUGAAAGUGCCAAACUCACAACCGGGCUAAAUAGGAAGGUCAUAAUAGCUUGUCUGAAGUUUAAAAGAUCAUCUGACAUGCCACAUUUGAAAGCUAAAUAUUGUUUUUUGGCUUAGAUAUUUUGCUCUUUGAAACAGUGUCCUUAAUGAUUUGGAAAGAUUGCUUUGACUGGCAUGUAAAUAAAAAAACAAACAUAGCAGAUUCCCAAGUUAUUAAACUGUAAACGACAGCCUCUCUCCCCUCUUCCCCCAUCUCUGUUAUGCAAUGGAAAAUGUUAAAAGGAUGCUGAUGGAAAGAGGCAUGUGACUCGAUUCAGGCUGCCUUAUGGCAUCACAGAUUCUUUUUGGCCGUGUCUCUACUAUACACAUACUUGAAGCUAUGCUAAAAAUACAACUGGACCAAAUAGGCAAUUGCUCUUGUAGGCACUUCAGUAGCAGCUUUCAGAACAGCUGCCUUCUUUGGUUGGUUUUUUUUUUUUUUCCUCUUGACCAUUGCUGGAAAGGAAGUUUGAUCAGAAACUCUUUAAUUUCAUACCUAGAAAAGCAUGGUUAUUUUUGCAAGUGUGACUAUAUUUUCAGCAUGUGUGUGACUGCUCCGUUCUGGCAGUACAUUUUGGUAAGGCAACUUCGCCACGGUUUGGUAUCAUGUAUGAACUGACAAACUAUAGUCAACCUCUGUGUGAUUCUGCACUUAGGGCAGGGAGUGGGCAAAACGAUUCAUUUAGAAAGAACAGUCUCUUCCUAUUAAGAUCGUAAGUUUGCUUUUGUGGUGUUCUUGAACUUACUGUUAGAUAGUUGAAUAUGCAAAAACAGAAAAUUAUGCAACAGAGGGAGGAAGCAGAGUGUGAAGUAGAGAGCAUUUCAUCAUGAAAUCAGAAUAAAUAUGAAUUUUAAACUUUAAAUCCAGCCGUCCACCCCCUAGUUAACAUUCACAUGCCACCCACCCUCACUCUGCCAGAUUUCUCUUUUCGGGUGCUACAGCUAUCUCAGAACCACUGAUGCUGUAAACAUGCCUUGCGAGAAAAUGUUUUGUUCCAUACCUCUACUGAAAAAGAGGGCUUUACAUAGCUGAGAAACGUGCGCGUGUAACCACAUCACAUACUGCGCAAUUGAAUUCAUUGUCUGUCUGUUUCUGCCCCACAGUGUGCCGAUCUAACAAAAGUCCAUGGAUCUGCCUGACUUGCUCAAGCGUCCACUGUGGGAGAGGUCCAUGUUGGUCCAUAUUGGAUCACCACCACCAACAGUGACAGUAACAAAACCUUAAUUGAGCAAAAAUUCCCAAAGGCAAAGAUAUGUAAAUGGCCAUGCAAAGAAACAUUAUGAAGACGCCCAAGCUUCUUUAAUUAGCCACAAGAAAACAGAAAAGCAAGAGAAGGUUCAACAUACGGUGUGCAUGGAUUGCAGUAGUUACAGUACAUAUUGUUAUCGCUGUGAUGACUUUGUAGUUAACGAUACCAAGCUUGGCCUGGUACAGAAAGUCCGGGAGCACCUUCAGAACUUGGAAAAUUCAGCUUUCACAGCAGACCGACAUAGGAAAAGAAAACUUCUGGAGGGCUCCUCCUUAAACAGCAAAUUGUUAAAAAUAAAUGGGAGCACGACCACCCUCUGCGCCACAGGCCUUCGGAACCUGGGGAACACCUGCUUUAUGAAUGCCAUCCUCCAGUCACUCAGUAACAUCCAGCAGUUCUGCUGCUACUUCAAGGAGCUGCCUGCUGUGGAACUUCGGAAUGGAAAGACCGCAGGCCGGCGGACUUACCACACCCGCAGCCAAGGGGAUAACAGCGUUUCGUUGGUGGAAGAGUUUCGGAAGACGCUGUGUGCUUUGUGGCAAGGAAGUCAGACAGCAUUCAGCCCUGAAUCUUUGUUUUAUGUAGUUUGGAAAAUCAUGCCAAACUUUAGGGGGUACCAGCAACAAGAUGCCCACGAAUUCAUGCGCUACCUGUUGGACCAUCUGCACUUGGAACUCCAGGGAGGCUUCAACGGAGUUUCCCGCGCCGUCAUCCUGCAGGAGAAUUCUGGUCUCACGGCUGGCAGUCGAUGCUGCAUAAACGGCACUUCGACAGUUGUGACAGCUAUCUUUGGAGGCGUCCUUCAGAAUGAAGUCAACUGCUUGAUAUGUGGGACCGAAUCCAGAAAGUUUGAUCCAUUCCUAGAUCUUUCUCUAGAUAUUCCAAGCCAGUUCCGAAACAAGCGUAGCAAAAACCAAGACAAUGGACCAACAUGCACGUUGCGGGACUGCCUCCGCAGUUUUACAGACUUGGAAGAACUCGACGAGACGGAGCUGUACAUGUGCCACAAAUGCAAGAAGAAGCAGAAGUCCACCAAGAAGUUCUGGAUUCAGAAGCUACCCAAGGUGCUGUGUCUACACCUGAAGCGCUUUCACUGGACAGCCUAUUUGCGGAACAAAGUGGACACGUUCGUCGAAUUCCCCCUGAGAGGCCUAGACAUGAAGUGUUACCUGCUGGAGCCCGAGAACAGUGGCCCCGAGAGCUGCCUGUAUGACCUUGCGGCUGUGGUGGUGCACCACGGAUCAGGGGUGGGCUCCGGCCAUUAUACGGCAUACGCAACUCACGAGGGCCGCUGGUUCCAUUUCAACGACAGCACCGUCACGCUGACGGACGAGGAGACGGUGGUGAAAGCCAAGGCCUACAUCCUUUUCUACGUGGACCGACAGGCCAGACCUGGAUCUGAUAAACUUUAAUACCUCUUCCUGCCCUUUGCCUAUCAAGUCCACGGGACAAAACAUUUCCAAUCCUCCACAGAUACUUGAUCCAAGACUCUUGAUUUCAUUGUGCACUUUUCAAAUUUUUCUCGUGGGUUCUAGUUUUACUUUGUUGGUAGUAGCAUUUGAUUUGUUAAAAGAUGGACACAAACUAACUUGGUUGUUAGUGAUACCCGAAAAAAACCUCAGCAGAUACUGAUUCGCUGCUUUAACUCAAAUUUUAUAUAUAGUUUCAAGAGCUACUUUAGUGGUUUGACUUUUAUAUAUGAAUAUUCCAGUUUGCUUUCUAAAGGCACAUCUACAUCAGCGAAACUUGAAUCCUUUCAGUAAGCACAAUUGUGUACUCAAUUAUGAAAAAGUUUUCUCAGCUAUUAUGCAAGACCUCUUUCCCUUAAGAUCAAGGUGUUAUAAAUAUCGGUCGUGCCCUGAGUGCACGACCUGUGGACAGAUUUUUGGCUGCCUGUUCAAAAAAAAAGGAUGAAAUGUCGUCUUGUUAAGGGGGCCAUGUAACUGCUGCUACAGUUCUCCAUGGAGUCUGCUCUCGUUCAGUGUUCCCCAUGCGUUAGCAACUGGCUGUCUUGUUAGCAGUAGCAGGCGAUUCGAAAUUUAACAGGCAACCUUGCCAAAGGUUAGAGCCAGCCCCUGACAAGCGGAAGCCCAUUAGCACGGCGGGGAGGCGGGGGUCGUCUUUCCUCCCUUCCCUUCUGCGGUCCUGUGGAGUUCUUGAAGUGUUGCAGAGCGUGUCCUUGCUCUUUAGGACAGAUGUUGAGCGGUUCGGGUCCACGGAGAGAAUCCUUCCCCUCCCCGUUGCUCUGAUGGAACUGAAUCCAUCAGUGGAAUUGCCGCGUCCACUCCAGCACAGUGACUAAGCUACCAGAAAACCUCAGGAAACGUGACUUUGGUAGACUUUCCUCUCGAUGAGUGUAUAGAAUCAUUUCUUGAAUGUGCUGGACGCUCCUUUCUGGAGGCAGAAUGGGAUGUAUAAAAAUUCCGUUCAGGCAGCAUCACGCGAGCAGAAAUUCUGGGCGGCUGUAAAUCUGGCCCGGCCAGUGCAGGGCUGCGGGGCGAGGUGUGCCCCGGGCCAGCCUUAGCACGGGGUGGCGCUCCCGGUUGGGAGGUGUGCCACCCCCUCGUCUGCUUGUCUCAGUUCUGCGUUUCCCGUGGCAUCUCUUUGCCUUGUGUCUCAUGGGCGACGGGUGAGGCUGCCGCCAGCUGGGACAACUUGCAGAGAUUGCAGUCCCGCGGCGUUCUUUUGCUUUCUGUGGGCCGCAAUGAAAGCUGAUCUGUGCGGGUGUUGCUGGCUGUUUUGAGGAGCGAGAAACUGGCCGCUUCCGGCUGUGCCCGUGUGAUUUACACCAAGCUGGUGUCCUUGCCUGCCCGUCCCUCGCAGAGUACUCUGCAGUGCUGGACUGAAAGAGUCCUCUGGUUCUGCUCUUGCCAUCUAGGCCAGCAAUUUUGUUGGGUAGGACUAGAGGAAAGCGGAUGCCCCCGUCUUGAAUGUUGCUUUCAGAGAUGCAGAUUGCCGAAGGUUCUGCUGUUGAGGUUGGCCUGGAGCCCUGAAUUGCUCUUUGUUUAAUCUACAAGGCAGAUGGGAAGCAUCCAACCAAAGAUCUGCACCAGAAUGAAUGGCCCCCCUUCCAACGGAGGUUCAGAAAAUCAAGUCAAUGUGGUAGCCACCACCGCAAAGAAAAGUGGCGGCGCCCAGAGCUACCCCUCCGUCGUCUCCUUGCUUCGCUGCCCCCUCCGGGUUCCUGCAGUGGGGUCCUUCCCGGGACACGGUGUGGGCUCUUUUUGGAAUGUGGUGCUGUCGGUGCGACGCGUUUCCUUGCUGGUUCGGCUCCAGAAGCGAGUUACAAUGGGAGCCCAGGCACAUGGGCCUGGGACAGAGGAGCCCUUUCUCAAGCUGACCCCCGCCCUGCCCCCACGAACACACCCAUGGGCGGCAGUGUAAUCGGUGAGUUGUGGCAACACACGUUAUUCUCUUCCUGGCGGAGAUUUGCUUAUCCACUGGAUUCUACUCAGUGAGUUGUGUCAAAGUGACAGAUUUGAAGCAGUCUCGGUGUGUGCUGCACCCGAAGGAGUAUUGGAUUUUUAACCCUUUUUCUAUAGCUUCUGUUGAAAUAGGAAAGCGAAGGGAAUCCCCCCCUUCCUUUCUGCCAAAUGAGCUGCUAGGCUUCGCACUGCCACGCCUGGAAAGCCCUUGGCGGGAACAUGCAGCACCGCGGCUGAGCACACAGGUGCGCUCUGAGAAAGCACCGGCUCCCCUGUAUUAGGCGCUCCCUUCUGGCCCUCUGUAUGCCCUCUGCACCCCAACGCCUGCAGCCCCUGAAGGCGCAGUGCCCCCUCCAGAGGUGCUCAGACUGUCGAGCUGUCCGUGGGCCCAGGCUCUGCUGUCGUGCAAAGAGUCGCUGGUUCCAAAAAGACACCUCCGCAAAGGUAAGGUGCAGCCAGAUGCUAAGGCGCUCGUGGCGGCCGGCUGGAAACAGCUGCGUGGUGGUGUCCCUCCCAGGUCCGUGUUUGUCUCCCUCCCGCGCUCACCUGUCUGCUGACCACCUGUCGUCCCGGUGUGCCAUAGAUGUGAUUGUUUGCUUGCUGUUCAAACCUGGUCUGUAAGCCUCCUCGCCUGGCCCCGCCGAGCGCUUCUCUUUGCCGCGAGCGCCGUGGGCCUUACAUUGCUCCCUCUGGAAAACCUGCCAUUAAAGUCUUUUCUUCUCUC